Messenger RNA from Heterobasidion irregulare TC 32-1, 504 nucleotides. RefSeq lists its product as uncharacterized. The record is from RefSeq and is a predicted model, not a curated record. Lineage: Eukaryota; Fungi; Basidiomycota; Agaricomycetes; Russulales; Bondarzewiaceae. The transcript is spliced from 7 exons. Bases 1 to 504 code for a protein of 167 amino acids.
AUGCCCUCCGAAGCUGCGCUAAACACCACCCUUGGCCCUUUCCUCUUGGGGUAUACAGCGGUCGCCAUCCUUUUUGGUAUUACUAAUGUGCAAGCUUUCAUGUAUUGUAUGCAUUCUUGGAAGAGGGACACUUGGAAGUUAAGAUCCUUUGUUCUCUUCUUAUGGUUUCUCGAUGCACUCCAGAUGGCUCUAACGGCUCAUUGCGUGUAUUACUAUCUAAUUCUCAAAUUUGGAGACUUGGACAACCUCGUCACCGAACCUGUUGUCUGGAGUUUGACGGUGAGAAUAUCGGGCACCUAUCCUCCGGGCUCCUUGUUUAAUCACUGUUGGCUGAAUGGGGAUCUACCAGGUUCUGUUGAUCGUCACGGAUUUCGGAGAUUUUCUUGUUCGGGCGUAAGGCGAUCUAGAGUCCGGUCAUUUAUUCACCGUGCUGAUGAUCUAUCAGAUUCUAUUGUCAACGACUGUGGAAAUUGGAUAACAACUUCCGAGUGCUUGCCGUCGUAG